Messenger RNA from Brassica napus (rape), 1405 nucleotides. Its product is annotated as germin-like protein subfamily 1 member 11. Lineage: Eukaryota; Viridiplantae; Streptophyta; Magnoliopsida; Brassicales; Brassicaceae. The record is from RefSeq and is a predicted model, not a curated record. Gene Ontology annotation, cellular component: cell wall. Gene Ontology annotation, molecular function: manganese ion binding. Bases 636 to 1304 code for a protein of 222 amino acids. The transcript has 2 exons.
AGAUUGUGAAAAAAACUAGAAAGUAUAAAAGAUAGACCGAAUCAAUAAAAUACUUAAAACAAAUGUUAGGAAUAGACAAAAACGCCGUUCAAAUUAAUGUGUCUUAUAUAUUCAAAUAUUCUGCAAAAACCAAAGAUAUUAAUAUUAUUCAAAUUUUAACAUCCAUUUACAUUUACAUAUUUAUAUAUAAGUUGAUACAGUCGUGCGUACUCACUUAAGAAACAAUCAAACCAAAACAAACAGUUUCACACUGACAUUUGAGAGAAUGUAACGACAAGUUGAGGGAAGAUAGUCAUAAAACAACCAUUUUAUGUAUAACUUGUCGACACUUGCAAUAUCAAACAUCAAAUGGAUAAUUUUUCUUUAGAAAUCAAAACAUAGUGUACUGUUUAUAAUUCAAGUACUACUACCUUAAAUAUGGCGCAUUGUGCGAGCACGAUUUGUUUAAACAAAUAUAUAUACUCUCAACCAUUUCAAACUACUUUUUCAAAUUUCCUAGGUUUACAGGACUUCUUCAGCACCUAAACUCAUCUAUAAAUUCAUCUUAUUGUCUUAUAUGUUUUUUUACCUCUCAACUAAAACCAAACUACAAAAAGAAACACUUCUCUAAUUCCGGGAACCAUUUCACUUAAUAUAUGGCAAUGAAGAGUCUCUCCUUUCUUGCGAUUCUAUCUCUUCUGGCCUUAACACUUCCAUUAGUCAUUUCCUCUGACCCAAGCCCCCUCCAAGACUUUUGUAUUGGCGUCAACAACCCAGCAAAUGGCGUUUUUGUGAACGGAAAGUUUUGCAAGGACCCAAAGCUCGCAACGGCGGAUGACUUCUUUUUCGCAGGGCUUCACAAUGCAAGACCAGUAACUAAUGCAGUCGGUUCAAAUGUGACAGCCGUCAAUGUUAACAACCUUCCAGGAUUAAACACCCUUGGAAUCUCUCUUGUCCGUAUAGACUAUGGAGUGCAAGGGCAGAACCCGCCUCAUACUCACCCACGUGCCACCGAGAUCCUGGUUCUCCAAGAAGGAACACUUUUGGUAGGUUUUGUCUCAUCAAAUGGAGACGGAAAUCGCCUCUUCACCAAAACACUGAAGCAAGGUGAUGUAUUUGUGUUUCCAGAAGGACUCAUCCAUUUCCAGUUUAACGUGGGGCGGUCUCCAGCGGUUGCAUUCGCUGCUUUGAGCAGCCAAAACCCGGGUGUUAUCACUAUUGCCAACACCGUGUUUGGGUCUAACCCACCUAUAAACCCGAAUGUUCUUGCUAGGGCUUUCCAGUUGGAUCCUAAGGUUGUCAUGGAUCUACAGAACAAGUUCUGAAUAUCAUCAUGAUAUAAUAUUGUGUGUUUCGAUUUCUUUCAUUUCAUGUAUUUGGCUAAAUAAAGAUCGUGUAUUAGCCCGUUCGUUGUAAUGUAAUGCUA